AUGGGAGGCGGCACAGCCGGUUGCAUGCUUGCAAACAGGCUCUCGGAGAAUGGGCGUUACCGAAUUCUUCUUUUAGAAUCUGGAGAAGACCUGAAAAGUGACCCUCGAACCAAUAUCCUAUCGUUGGGCCUGCUUCUCAUGACUACAGAUGCCAACUGGGGCUUUUCGACUGUUCCUCAGGCCAAUAUCGGAAACCGCACUAAUUCAGCAAGUGCCGGCCGUUUGCUUGGAGGAUCUAGCGCUAUCAACGGUUUCGCAUUUCUUCCGAACUCCAAAUUAAUCAUCGAUGCCUGGGCCAACCUUGGCAAUCCAGGCUGGGACCGGGAAGCUUUUUCUAGGUCUAUGGAUCGAUUUACUUUAGCCACAUCCACCACGAAUCCCGCCAAAAGCCCUCUCCAGAUCACCGUCCCAGAAGAGAAUAUAGAGUGGCCGUGUGUAUGGAGGGACACACUUGCUACGCUUGGAUUCCCGAUUGCCCAGGAUGGAUUGACUUCUGGUAACAUUCUGGGAAGCUUGAUGGGGGGAGAAACAAUUGGUCUCGACAAGAAGAGAAGCUAUUCAGCUAAGGCGUACUUGGACGAUAUAGUUCGGCCAAGAAGUAAUCUCACCAUUUGGACAAAGGUUACUGCCGAACGAAUCAUCUUCGAAAAUUCAGAUUCCCAUACUCCCAUUGCAGUUGGUGUUACGGUUCGUGAUAGUGAAACUGGGACUUUGAAGUCCGUUUUGGCAAACAAAGAAGUCAUUCUUAGUGGGGGCACAAUUAAUUCUCCGCGUUUACUUGAAUUCCAAUUGGAAUUGAAGUUAUCCAAUCCCAACGUCGGCGAGCACUUGCAAAAUCAUCCUCUUGUCACGGUUACCUUCGAAGCACGCGACGAGGAUGGAUUUGACACGAUUGACCAGUUACUGCGCAAAGAUGAAGAGGCUGUUCCAAAAUUCAAAGCGGAAUAUGCAAAAGGCCUCGGACCAGGAUCCAAGAGCAAUUUGAAUAUCCUUGCUCAACUACCAGUUUAA
Messenger RNA from Botrytis deweyae, 1011 nucleotides. RefSeq lists its product as uncharacterized. The coding region runs from base 1 to 1011 and encodes 336 amino acids. NCBI's taxonomy places the organism in Eukaryota, Fungi, Ascomycota, Leotiomycetes, Helotiales, Sclerotiniaceae. The record is from RefSeq and is a predicted model, not a curated record. The transcript has 3 exons. Gene Ontology annotation, molecular function: oxidoreductase activity, acting on CH-OH group of donors; flavin adenine dinucleotide binding.